Molecule: messenger RNA, 2049 nt
Organism: Sander lucioperca (pikeperch)
Lineage: Eukaryota; Metazoa; Chordata; Actinopteri; Perciformes; Percidae
Gene: frmd8
Product: FERM domain containing 8
Exons: 11
Coding region: 162-1574 (470 amino acids)
Biological process (GO): negative regulation of canonical Wnt signaling pathway
Cellular component (GO): plasma membrane; cytoskeleton
Source: RefSeq, a predicted model, not a curated record
GCUAGUUUUAGACAACUGGCUAGCCGCAGCCCAGCCAGGGCAGAGAAUAACAGCGAAUCGUGGAUUAGCUAGCUACUGUAACGUUAUUUACAAAAUUAGCUUUCCCAUCCAGUGCGUAAGCAGCAAGUGGAGGGGAAUUCACCAAAACUGGCAGAGUAGAGAUGGAAGGAGAUGACUGCAAUUUUCCUCCAGAUUCAUUGGAUGAUCACUCGCAAAGAGGAAGCGUUGCUUCUUCCGCAACACUUUCCCGUGCUCAAGAUGUGCUUAUAUACCUCUGUGGUGACAGCGCAGUGCACUUAUCAGUAGAAGGGCUUGGCAGCGUCUCUGUGCAGGAGUUGGGCCGCAGUGUUCGUGAGGCUCUCCAUAUUCCUGAGUCUGCACAGGAUGCUUUUGCCUUCUGGCUUUCUUCUCCACUGCUCGAAUUGCAGUUAAAGCUAAGGCAUCAACCAUACAAACUGUGUCGACAGUGGCAGGACUUGCUCUAUCGCUUCACUGAGGCCUCGGAGGAAGACAUCUCACAAGAUGAACCAUGUCUCCAGUACCGUCGGAACGUGUUUUAUCCUAAAGCGAAAGAGCUGCAGAUAUAUGAUGAGGGAGUGCUGAGGCUCCUGUAUGAGGAGGCCAGGGACAGAGUUCUCACUGGUCGAUACCCCUGCGACCCCGAGCACUGGACAGCUCUCGGAGCCUUGUCUCUUGCUCUUGAUGAGGGAACUGGUCUGGACGGGCAACAAUUUACUACUACUGUGAGAGAGAAGAAGCUGUCUUCGUUUCUGCCUGUACAUGUUGCCAUGGGGAGUGGAGGUUUGUUCUCCACUCUGAGAGGGAAGUCGAGCCGUCAGACAGGGCUGGAGCAGAACCUCUUGGAGGAAUACAGAAAGAUCAGUAAAUCUGAUGGAAACUCUCCCGAGCCCACACAGCUCCUACACCAGUACCUCAACACAUGUCACACUCUGCCUUAUUAUGGGUGCGCCUUCUUCGUUGGGGAGAUUGACAAACCAGCGCAAGGGUUUCUCCAAAGGGCCAAACGCAAAGCUGUCAACGUUGGGAUCUGCCUGGAGGGAGUUUAUGUGAUGGAUGUUAAAGAGAAGCAUGUGCUGCUUGGCCUGCAAUUCAAUGAGCUUUCCUGGGACCACAGCUACCCUGAGGAGCAGGGGGACUCGCAUAUUCUGUGGCUCGAGUUUGAUGGAGAUGAAGACGGCACUCCUGUUAACAAGUUGCUAAAGAUCUACUCAAAACAGGCAGAGCUAAUGAGCGGCUUCAUUGAGUUCUGUGUGGAGCUGAAGUCUGCGUCUGAGGGAGGGGCUGCCGCCGAAAUGGACGGUGAGGUGAGUCUGUCUCAGCAGCCUGCUGGGCAAGACGGCAGCAGCAAGAACGGACGCGGAGGGCGGCGCGGGGUGCUGCACAGGCAAAGCAGUGUUCUGUGCAGUCGGGUCCAUUCACUUAACACUAUCAGCUACGUGGACAAUGGAAAAGAAAUCAAACGCUUGAAGCCGAAAAGAGCCGCGUCCUUCUUCACCCGUCAGGCGUCUACAUACUCUGCUGUGCAAGUGACGGAGAGUCUGGAGCAGAGUUAAAUCCACUGAUCAUGCCUCUAAAAGACCAAACCUGAACAUUUAAAGAAAAGACUUGAAACAAGCUUGAGACAUUCAACUGAUAAUAUAUGAACAUGCAAAGGACCAAGCAAGGGAUCUAAGUGUGAGUGACAAUAUUUAUCUUUUGAAGUUGUAUAUUAAGACAGUACAGUAAUGUGAAAAACAAAAUGAUCUAUUAACCGCUAUGUUUCCAAGGUUUCACUGAAGUGGCUAUUCAUUAGAUAGCCUUACGUUAAAAAAAAAAAAAAUAGUAUUCUCUGAGCACCAUCUGAUGGACAUCUUUCAUGAAACAAGCCUUAGAGAAAUCCUCAGACAACCACUCCAAUUGAUGACUGUAUGAUGACCGUUCUGACCUUUCUGCAGCGCUCAGGAGCUGUGUUUACUGGUAAAUGUUAAACCUCAUUAGAGUAGAACCACUGCAUUACCUCUUUUUACCCUUAUUGGCGGUUUGAACAUC